UUAUUGUUAAUUUUCAUGUUUCAUCUUAUAUUGAAUGCCGAGGAGAAGAUGCGUGUCAUGAAAUUAUACGAAAGUUGUGAAAAAUAUUGACUUGACAGAAAUUACUGAUUUGUCUCGUAAAAAACAGCAAAUAUCAUUGAAAAUAUGGACAAUCUGGUGGGAGAUGGAACUCUAUUACGAUUUCAGCCAUUUUCAUCUUGUUUAGAUCCUAAUUUUUGGUUCAAAGUUUGUCAACUGAAAUUGGAUGUGGACAAAUUAGAAGAAGUACAUAGAUCAUUAAUAGGAUAUUAUGAUUCAAAAAGUUCCCCAUUUGUAUCAUUGGACUGUUCAUCUUUUAACCAGGAAGUUAAUUAUGAAACAUCUUCUAAAUAUAUUGCUCAUGGUCAUUGUUUGAACAAGAAUACUAUAGACUCAUUUAAAAAUUGUGAUAAAAAUGAGUUGUUAAAAGAGUUUGGUGAACGUAUGUUAAAUGAUUUCCGUUCGGGUAAAGCAAUAGAAGACCCAUCUAUAAUUCCAGUUUUUGAUAUACUUAUGUAUUCAGAUUUGAAAAAGUUUAUUUUUUACUAUUGGUUUGCUUUUCCAUCAUUAGCUAAUCCAAAGUAUUAUCUGACUGAUACACCUACUAUUCUUAAAAAUACUUUUUCUGCAGCUCAAUUUGAUUUAUUGGUUUCUGGUUUCCAAAAUUUAAACAUUAACCAAAGAGGAUUCUUUGGUGUUGUAUCCACAGAUGAUGGAAACCUUAAAGUUAUGACUUUAAAACAAUACAUAGAUGUACUUCAAAAUAAUGUAGAAAAUGAUUUUACUAAUUAUUUAGUGUUUGCUGAUCCAUCAGAUUUAUUAAAUAAUCCUGGGUGGCCAUUACGAAAUCUUCUUUACUUGAUUUUAUUACAUUGUCCUUCUAUUAGAAAUUCAGUAUUAAGAGUAAUAGCUCUACGAGGUUCUCCUACUAGUAAAUUUUCAACAAGCAUGUUGUUUAAUAUUAAAUUAUCUUCCAACAUUGAAAUGGGUUUUCAACCAGAUGAUAUUGCAUUUGUGGGCUGGGAGAAAAAUUCUAAAGGAAUUUUUUGUCCUAAAUAUGUAGAUCUCAGUAAAACCAUGGAUUCUAAAAAACAAGCAAGGGAAUCAGUAGAUCUUAAUCUUAAGUUAAUGAAAUGGCGUAUUGCACCUGAUUUAAACCUGGAUGUUAUUGCUCAAUCAAAAUGUCUCAUUAUUGGUGCUGGUACACUUGGUUGUUGUAUUGCUAGAAAUCUAAUGUCAUGGGGUGUACGCAACAUAACAUUUAUUGAUAGCGGUAAAGUAUCAUAUUCAAAUCCAGUGAGACAGUCAUUAUAUAAACAUGCACAUUGUAUAAAUGCAAAUACUUAUAAAGCUACAGCUGCUGCUGAAGCGCUACGUGAAAUAUAUCCAGAAAUUAAUAGUAAGGGUGUGGUUAUGAGUAUUCCUAUGCCAGGUCAUGCAGCAAACAUUGAUGAUCAUGAAAACAUAAAUUUAUUAUCCGAGUUAAUAGAGAAUCAUGAUGUCAUAUUUUUAGUAACAGAUUCUCGAGAAAGUCGUUGGUUACCUACAAUGUUAUCUACAUUACAUAAUAAGCUAGCCAUAACUGCAGCAUUAGGAUUUGACUCAUAUUUAGUACUUAGACAUGGAGUUGUAGUACAAGAUGUUUCUACCAAUGAAAAAAAACUGGGCUGUUACUUUUGUAAUGAUGUCACAGCACCAGGAAAUUCACUUGUAGAUAGGACAUUGGACCAACAGUGUACAGUCACCAGACCUGGUGUUUCUUCCAUAGCAGGAGCUUUGGCGGUUGAGUUAUUUGUGUCAUGUAUUCAAUUAAAAUAUAAUGCACCUGCAAAUGCCACAAGUUGCUUAGGAGUUAUUCCUCAUUCUAUAAGAGGAUUUCUUUGUGAUUUUCAGCAGAUAAUGCCAUGUACUCCAAGUUUUUUUCAGUGCAUUGCGUGUUCAUUAAAAGUAGUGAAUGAUUUUUUAAACAACAGAGAAGAGUUUUUAUUGAAUGUUUUUAGAAAUCCCAAUUAUUUAGAAGACUUAACUGGUCUAACAGAUCUUAAGAAUAAAUUUGAAAAUAUCCAAAUUUUAGAAUUAAAUGAUUCUGAUGUUGAAGAUUCUGAAACUUAUAACGACCAGACUGUAACUGCCAUUGAUUAAUUAAAUUAAAUUAAUUAUUUUUUAGACUUAUAA
Messenger RNA from Sipha flava (yellow sugarcane aphid), 2193 nucleotides. It is a transcript of the gene Atg7, whose product is annotated as ubiquitin-like modifier-activating enzyme ATG7. The coding region runs from base 145 to 2160 and encodes 671 amino acids. Lineage: Eukaryota; Metazoa; Arthropoda; Insecta; Hemiptera; Aphididae. Gene Ontology annotation, molecular function: Atg12 activating enzyme activity; Atg8 activating enzyme activity. The transcript has 15 exons. Gene Ontology annotation, cellular component: cytoplasm; phagophore assembly site. Gene Ontology annotation, biological process: autophagy of mitochondrion; protein modification by small protein conjugation; autophagosome assembly. The record is from RefSeq and is a predicted model, not a curated record.